AUGAGCCUGUCUUUUCAUGAUACAUUUGCUCUUGUACAGAAAAACAUUACAUCACUCAAGACUUCAUCGAAUCAGACAGACACGGAAAAUGCAAUUGAGAAGUCAUGCAAGCUCGUUUUACGCUGUUACAAUACUCUUGCUUCUCAACAGGAGCUAUCUGGAGUUCAAGUUGCUUCUUACCUUAUGAACUGGAAUGAUCAUUACACAACGCACAAAUUUGAAGGUCUCUUUUUAAUUCAAAUUGAGCGAUAUUUACAAACUCAAUUGAAUGAAAUACGUACCAAACAAAAAUUGGAACAUUCAGUGCACGAUCGUGACGAAACUCGAGAACGAUAUAGUCGAGCUCUUCUCACGCUUUUUGUACCCUGGCGUCCCGUUGCUGAUCUUUGCGACUGCAAUCAGACGUGGGAAGAUGCACUUAAAUCUCGGCAACAUCUUAUUUCUACGUAUUCGUGGAAGAUUAUAGAAAAUAUUCACCUUUUACAUGAAUGCAAAAAGGAUCGCGAUAAACAUUUGCUACAAGUUAUUGCUGAAUCUCAACUUGAAAAUGGCGCAAUCGAUCCAGUACGUUUGUCAGCAAAUCAAGGUGUUGAUGGUGAAUAUGAUAUUGACGACAGCGAUCAGUUACUUGAACUACUAGGAAAUUUAGACGAAUACACAACUACUACGGCCAACGCGAACAAAAAAUCAACAGAAAAUAAAUAUAUUGAAGAAACUAUCGAAGCAGUCGAAAACGUCGGACGAUUCAGUCAUAUGAAUUCAUCUCAACAAUCUUCUUUCAAUGAAUUCAUCAAUCUCACCGAUCGACAAUUUGUACCGUUCGUUUCCGCAACACCCGAUCUGGUUCGACUCAAUACGAAAUGGCAAGAACAGCUGAAGACUGAGAGAGCACGAGUUAGACGAAGUUUGAUUACAGGCAAUUGCGACAGAAUGGAUGAUGUCUUGGAUUUAAAUGCUGCAAAAGAUGCUGUUAUAACUGUGGUCAAUUCAAACACCUACAACAAAAACAUAUUUGAAAAUUAUGGAUCGAUUCUUCCAGUAGUUUCAAUUACAACUAGCUUUUCUACUCAGAAAAGUAUUGCCAAUGAAUUUACAUUGAAUAGAGAACAGCGAGCUGCAUUUAUGAUAAUAACAAGUCAUUUAUAUGGUGACAGUCGAUGUCGCACAGGUUAUAACAGUGGUCAGCUCAUAAUGUGCAUACCUGGAUGUGGUGGCACCAGCAAAUCACAACUGAUUCGCGCUCUCACCAAAUACUUUCUUGUUACAAAAAGAACGCAAAUGGCGCGGAAGCUUGCGCCUACGGGAAUUGCUGCGACUGAAAUAGGUGGUAUGACGAUUCAUUCAUUUUUAGGUGAGCAGCGUAAUUCUGGCAAACCACGCACCAUCAAAGCCGGUGAUUUAAAACUCGAAAAAGAAUGGAUACUCAUUGAAUACCUCUUAAUUGAUGAGAUGAGUAUGGUUGGCUUAACUCUUCUUGUGAAACUUAACCGAAUAAUUUCUGCUGCAAAACAUGUCGAUCCGCAAAUUCCUUUCGGUGGUGUGAACGUCAUAUUCUUUGGCGAUUACUUACAAUAUCAACCUGUAUAUGAUGCACCAUUGCACACAGACUUCCCAUUGUUGUCGAAAAAGAAAUCAGCUAAAUUACCCACUGAAAAAGAAAUUCAACAACGUGUCGCACGCUCUUUAAUUAUUCAAAUUAAUUGUGUCGUAAAACUAACGCAACAAAUGCGAAUGGAGGAUAUACGAUACCUUCAACUGCUCGAACGACUCCGUCACGGGCAAUGCAAUUACGAUGAUUAUGAAUUAUUGAUGACACGAGUCGUUGGACAGCCAUCAGUUGGUUUUCUACGUGAUUCACCAUGGAAUCAAUUUUCUAUCUUUGUCUUCCCAAGUAAGCAAAAAACGAAGGGAGAUUGCCGACGUGACUAG
Messenger RNA from Rotaria socialis, 1929 nucleotides. Lineage: Eukaryota; Metazoa; Rotifera; Eurotatoria; Philodinida; Philodinidae. The record is from the annotation of a GenBank genome assembly.